Molecule: messenger RNA, 5313 nt
Organism: Babesia bigemina
Lineage: Eukaryota; Apicomplexa; Aconoidasida; Piroplasmida; Babesiidae
Exons: 1
Coding region: 1-5313 (1770 amino acids)
Source: RefSeq, a predicted model, not a curated record
AUGGCGAAUAUACAACUGAACACUCUUAAGGAGUGUCUCCAGUUCCUGGAGUGGUUGAGGCAGGAUGCUAAUAUGCGGGCCCAGGUGGCAACUGUGCUGCACGGGCGUAUUAAGAAUUAUUAUAAGGGUAAAAACACAGAACAUGACAUAAAACAGUCAUUAAAUCACUUUCUCAAUAACGUGUCGGCUUUUUAUACGAGAUUAUGCUACAAUCCGGACGCGGGCAAAUAUCGCAACCAAAACCCCAAUGACAUUGUCAACACUCUGUUGGAAUGUCUCCCCAAAUUCCUCGCCGCUAUGUAUUAUCUAUGGUACUGCGUAAAUCCGACUUUCGAUAAACUCGGCGGCGGCGGGUGGAAACACGACUGGCCUGGUGGAUCGGCGUCUUGGGCGGGUGACUAUGGCGGUGAUCUUGACAAGUAUCUCCAAGCACAAUCCAACGAAACAAAAUACGGCGGUAUGAUGCCCGGAGGCUUCGCGUAUGGAGACAUAAAAUACAACAAAGCCAGUGGUUACUACCAGGGUUAUAACAUGGCUGUGGGCCUUGAGAACAUUUUGAACAAAUAUCGCAACAUGCACAAUUUUUUCAGCGAUAUCUUUGUCACUUCUACGUUGUCCACUGCUGGCAUACAUAAGGUUAACGCUGGUAACGCCGUUGCAUUGGUGGGGACGUUUUGCGGGAUUGUAAAACAAAAAGAUGAAAGUUUUAGAAACAAUGUAGAAUCACCCGGCAAACCUAUAUGUUGGCAGGACUUAAUAAAGCAUUGCGCACAUCUUCAAAGACAAUUUGGGAGGAUGUUCACCAAGAAACGCUUUGACCACACCGGACAGUCGCCAGAAUCUAGAAAGCUUAACGAAGCGAUAUUUGCAAAAGAAACGGCAAAUUGGUUUCGGAUAAAUCUCGACAACGUGAAGAGAACCUUGGAGGGAAUUAAACCGUAUUACGGGGAUCUGGGGGGAUAUUUCACCCACAAUCUUUUCCCCUACGGAUUCACGUUUUUUAGCGAUCAUCGUUACACAGCUCAGAGCAAGGAUGUGGAAACUUUGAAAAACGAUUGGAACACUGUCAUUGGUGAGCUUAAGAAAGAGGGUGAUGGUUUGGCCAAACUUAAAAAAAUUUUGGAAGGUGAGUAUAGAGUUUCGUGCCCAGUGAGGCCUCCACCAGAACCAGCGGUUCCGUCUGCCAAGCUCCCCAACUCCCCCAAACAAGUUAUACCGGAGAAUAAAUCGUCGCCUCCAACUGAAACUAAAUCCACUACAACAAAAGCUAAGUCACCUCAGGGUAAAAAAGCCAACGGAGCUCCAAAUCAAGGCACUACAGGGAAUGGACAGCAGAACCCAAAAAGCAGUAAUAAUGCAUCUCAAAAUCAAAAUAGAGGUCAAAGUGGAGGAAAGCCUCCAACUUCAUCAACUACCACAACUUCUCCAUCUCCGCCUAUCGGUAGUGCAGGAGCUCCAGGGCCGGCAGGGCCUCAAGGUGGGAGAGGAAAUAAAGGGCCUGAUAGUACCACGUCUACAACAUCUACACUAAAAAAUACAGUGUCACCGCAACAGCCUUCUUCACCGCAACCAGUGCAUCCAUCUCCAGCCUCUCCCACCGGUCAUCCUGCAGGCACUGGCUCCCCUGGUCAGUCAGGUGGCGGGAGUGGGAGUUCAAAUGGCGGUGGUGCUCCGGGUCAAAAGGCUGCCGCCUCUCCAGCUCCGAAACCUCAGACUCCCAGUGAUACAAGUUCACGCCCUCAGUCAUCUGUUGUCCCUGCUCCGGGUGGUGUCCCUAGCACCGGUAGUGGCCAUGGUCUUCCUGGAGCUGUUCAACCGGGUGGUAAUGGGCGGGGUAAUGAUACGCAGGGCGGUGGUCUUAAAACUCAACAGCCUGCUACCUCUCCACAGAAUCUUACCACUCAGCUUUCAAGUGUUCAACCUGAGAGGUCUGGUACACCUGGUGCCUCUGCUCCCGGUGCUGGUAACGGUGGUGUCCCCGGUUCCAGUGGUGGUACGGGGCCUAGUUCUAGCACCACUCAACAAAAUGGUCGAGGUACACCGCAAGCUCCCACCACCGCUACUACUACGACAACCACUGGUUCGGGUGCUGGUUCAGGUGGCGGCGGCGGGGUUGGCGGAGCUGUAAGUUCACCGGGGACGGCAGGGAAGGAUCAGGGGGCUGGUAAUUCUCAGAUUCAGAAAAAGUGCCCUGAAGGCAAGUCACUUAUGAGUCUAUGGCCUGAUGGCCCCGAGUACUGCGUACCGAAGUAUGACUUUAAUGACCCUAAAACAACCGACCCCGUAUGGGACAAAGUCAACGAAAAAUUGCGUGAUGAAGACAUUCAAAAGACUGUAGAGAGAAAUAUACAAAAACAAAAUUCACAAAUGCCGCAUCCUCCCAGACGCCAAACAAGGCCUGACAAUCCUAAUGCCGUACUACCAGCUCAUUCUAACAGUCGCCACCCUGGUCCUCAACAUCACCCCAUCGAUCCAUUGAGAAGCGGUGACGUACAGGUGGAUGCGAUUGAUGUACCCACACCGGUUCUUGGUGGCAACAUUAUUAAACCUAAGUCACAACAAUUUCCUCCAUAUGAUCUCGAUGCGUUAACGGGGAUCACAGUCAGCGUAGCCCCUGAUCUAAAGCUACAGUCUUUCAAUGACAUACAAAAUAUGAAUGCAUCACACAAUAAAAUGAGUACGAUAAGGGAUCGUUUGUACAGUAGAAGUCACAUGCGUGUUGGUAAUGUCGACAUCUCUCGCCCAUCUCCACCUAUUUCCGUAGAAAUCACAAAAGCUGUGAGUGUAGAUAAGGACGAUAUUAAGAAGCCGUUGAUGGCAGGUGGUUACCCACUGGCGGCAUUAGACGUUCAAGGAGAGGUGCUACACGGUUUUGACGAUUCAUUGGCCUUCGAAUUAAGCGGCGAAGAGAUUCCGGAGGAAUCUGACCAUAUAUUGCAGAAAGAGAUAUCUGCGCAGGCACAAUGGCAAGAGAUGCAGAAAAGUGACAUGCUUACAGGUAUUCAAAGAGAUAUUACGCAAUCGGCUAAGCGUUUGGAUGAAGGUGCCGUGUUCGUGUCAGGUGAUAAAAUCGAAUUCCCACAACCUGCAGACAUGGUAGGUAGAGUUGUGAAAAAUAAUGCUAACUCUGAGUUGAAGAGAAUGCAGGAGGCACAGAAAUAUAUUCGUUCAAACGACUUUGCAGUCACUGGUGAUAUAAUUCCCAUUCCAAAUAUUCCACCUAAGCCCCUUCCGUUACUCCCCGCCAUUGGCAUUCCGGCCGGCAAACCAUUAAAAGAGGCCAAGCAAAUAUCGCCCUUACCGCCGCUGCCGUACCCACUCUCCGUUCCUGCCAUUGCUUCUGAGCCUGAAGGCAUUGAUCUGACAAAACAGAAACGUACCACGGAACGUACGCCCGUGAUACUCCCGGAGGUCAUCCCUCCUCUCACUGGGCAGCUUGACGUCCUACCCAUGGAAAAUUCAACCGACUUUUUCGGCACCCCAAUUGUACAGACACCAAGUCAUAUCCCAACAGUCUACAUUCCACAAGACAGUGCUUUCGAGACCUUUGUGCCGUCGGAACCAACAGGCGAUCCCAUUGCUGAUCCCAAGACAAAGCCUCCGCGGAAAUCCCUCACUCCGGUAGAAAUCGAAGCUCAUCCAGGGGUAAUGAUUGAUGAACCGAUAUGUCAGCUGUAUUCCCCAGAGUUGGUCACAAAAAAGGUUCCUAGCACUGAUCACAGUAUACCGCCGCCCCGAACUCUUCGUGAGAUGCUGUGCUGGAUCAGCGAUUUGCCGCAUGCCCUGGGAUAUGCCGAUUUAAUCAAUCACCUUGCGAAUUCGUUUGAGGGUUCUGAAUCAAUAGAUGUUUCCCCAGAAUCUAUUUCAUCGGAGGAUGUCACCGAAGCUUUGUCCGAGACCUGUGGCCACGCGAGCUCCGUGCUGGCAGGUAUCCAAGAGCCUGUGCCCAUUGACCUUAACAAGUUGCAUUAUGAACGCUACGGCGCUCCACUGAUGUACUACUCUGAAGACCCCUACACGCUUCUAUGCCAAUUGCUGAGCUACGUCUACGCCACUUAUCAUCAGUUAUCGUUUUUGCGCACUCAGUGCCGGAGGGAGUCCCACCAGGGUGGAUGGCGUGACUGCCAGUACGGUAAAAAUGUAAAGGCAUCUUAUUCGCGGCAGUGCACCGAAGAUCCAUUAGACCCCAUGAAAUUACAAGGUCACGGCUGUAAUCCAUCCCCGCUGCAAGGUUUUCUCACUGACCAGUCAGAUCUCUCCACCUACUGGUAUCAGAGGAAUGAUGUAUGCCGAAGGAGCCGCAUUAAAAUGGGUUUCGUCGCAAAGAAUUUUCGUAAUGAUUCGAAGCACGGAUUUUACAUCUACAACUUUUUGACUGGGGCGUGUUAUCAGAAUCACGACCCACUCGAGAAGCUAUGCAGAUAUCUUGUCUGCCUCACCAAGAGGACACCGCGUACGACAGGGGAGCUUGUGUCGUUCUUCCAUCAUUUCGGUAAUUCACUUCAUGAUGUGUAUUCAAAUGAAUUGUUGUCACUGGGAUCAUCUCUCACCAGGUCACAUGCCGACUGCCCCGACUGGGACCAUCUCAAGAACUCUGACCUUCAAGCUGUCAAGGGCAUCCGUGGUUCCGAGUCUCUCAACGUCAUAUCCAAAAACAACCACAACCACAACCACGACAAGGAACAUCCCCGUACCCUGUCCAUGCUGCUUGGAUGCAGCGAUGACCAUAAGAACUGCCCUCCACACUGCUCGCCCAUCACCUACCGGGCCUACGCCCUGUACUCUCAUGCCUUCGCCCACACCUACCUCAGCUGGACGGUGUACCUGCCGGACAGACUGUUGGAGUCACUUGAAAAAUUGCACUACGAGCUCAAGAAGCACGUUAGUAUCAAGUGUUCAUCCCUCCACUCAUGCCCAGAUGUCCUGCCCCUCCUCUACACUCACGGGUUCACGCCGCCGGAGGUGGGAUCGCAGGUGUCACUCACAUGUUCAGAUGUCAUUUGUGAGCUUAAGGAUGUGAUCACCGGCAAGCCUAUCGCAUCACUCAUGACUGCCAUGGACGAUUUCCUCUACAACAUCCGGGAGCCGUUCAUCUUCACUCUCGUCGCACUGUGGUCCACAGCAUUACUCAUCUUCGCCAACACGAUGCUGUACCGCCUGGACGUGCUCCACAUCCGAUCACACCUUAUUCGCACCAAGGCUUCCCACCACAUCGACGUCAAGGCCUUACUCACUAAAGGACGGAAGAUGUUAUCACUUUACAAAGACGUCGACUACUUCGACGAGGACCCUAUUGGUCAACUUGUUAUUUAA